AAACGAGGUUUAAACUUUGUUAAACAAGUGUUUGAAGGUGUAUUAUUCAAUAUCAAAUAAAACUAAUUGUGUGUUGGGACAUAAACCUUCUUAAAGCAUCAGUUAGCCAAUCGGGUGGUGAAACCGAAAGUAGAUUUCAGAAAGUUCUAGAGAAGAUAAUGGAAACUGUGGAGGAGCUUCGUCUGGAUGUAGAAGAAAUGAGAGACUUACUUAUGAAAGCCACUCGAUCACGAGUGAAGGACAUAAUCGGAACAGAGAUGAGUAAGUUAGAACUCGAGAUCAGACGUUUGGAGAGAUCGGUCUCAGAACCUGUUCCGUCCACAGAAGAACCACCCAAGAAACCAAGGCCACAAGUACAAACUAAGGUCAUAAGUACAUAUGCCUGGGAUCAGUCAGACAAAUUCUUGAAGAUUUAUGUAACAAUCAAUGGCGUACACACCCUUCCCAGGGAAAGAAUUACGUGUGAAUUUGGUAAGAGAUCAUUCCGAUUACAAGUAGAGGAGGAAGAGAACAAGCGUCGAUCAGAGCUCUACAUUUCUACACUUCUGGAGGACAUUGUUCCGGAAGAUAGCUGGUUCAAGGUGAAAACAGAUACAGUCCUUCUGAUGCUGAAAAAAAGUAAAACAGGAAAGACAUGGGCAUAUGUCACCUCCGGGGAAAAAGAGUCAAAGAAAACAAAGGAGGAAAAAGAAAAGAAGUCAAAAUCAGAUGAUGAUAAGGAUCCAAAUGAGAGCAUGAUGGAUAUGCUGAAGAAGAUGUAUGAUGAAGGGGAUGAUGACAUGAGGAGGACCAUUGCUCAGGCCUGGACCCAGUCCCGGGACAAGCAGGGGUCUUCCUAAUUAUUAUCCCUGUCCUAUAUACCAGUGAUUCAUGGACAGUUCUGUGAAAUGCUGUGAUGUGAACAAGCUGAGUUGCAAUAUGUUCAGAUGAUCAAUUCAUUUCAUUACAAUGCCAUUUUGUAAAUAAAAUCAUUUUUAUA
Messenger RNA from Saccostrea echinata, 979 nucleotides. Its product is annotated as calcyclin-binding protein-like. Gene Ontology annotation, biological process: heart development. The coding region runs from base 159 to 839 and encodes 226 amino acids. Lineage: Eukaryota; Metazoa; Mollusca; Bivalvia; Ostreida; Ostreidae. Gene Ontology annotation, cellular component: nucleus. The record is from RefSeq and is a predicted model, not a curated record. Gene Ontology annotation, molecular function: tubulin binding; ubiquitin protein ligase binding; S100 protein binding. The transcript has 6 exons.